GGUUUAUUUAUCGCUGUCUGGUUUAGGGUUUUAGCAGACAGGGUAAACCACAAACUUGCUUUCCUUUUCAUUCCUUCAGCGAGAAUGGGGAAGAUAACCUACAAGAGACUAAAGGGAAGCCAGAGCUUCCGGCAGAGACUGGUAUUGGCUACACUUGCGAACACUCCUGUUCUCAUAGAGGACAUCCGCGCCGAGGACACGUGGCCUGGCCUCCGCCUUCAUGAGGUCUCCCUCCUCCGCCUCAUCGAGAAAGUCUGCGAUGACUGCGUUGUUGAAAUCAAUGAAACGGGUACGAAAAUCAAGUACAAGCCAGGAACAGUGAUUGGAGGGAGGAAUUUAGUGCAUGACUGUGGUGUUAGUAGGUCCAUUGGUUAUUUCUUGGAGGCCCUGAUUAUAAUUGGGUUGUUUGCGAAGAAACCGAUCACAAUUAGGCUCAAAGGAAUUACAAAUGAUUCUAAGGACCCAUGUGUUGACACUUUCCGUUCAACUACCUUACCCAUGCUGAAGCGUUUUGGAGUUCCUUCUGAAGGACUGGGGCUGAAAAUAGAGAGUCGAGGAUCUCCACCUCAUGGUGGUGGAGAAGUUAUUGUAACUAUUCCUAUUGUUGAUAAGUUAACGGCAGUUAAUUGGCUUGAUGAAGGAAUGGUUAAAAGGAUUAGAGGGGUCACCUACUCAACUAGAGUGUCUUCUCAGUUUGAAAAUACCAUGAUUCAUGCUGCACGUGGAAUCUUUAAUCAUCUGCUUCCAGAUGUUCACAUUUUUACUGAUCAUAAAGCUGGUCCUCAAGCUGGAAAGUCACCUGGUUAUGGAAUUUCACUGGUGGCAGAAACUACUUCUGGUUGCUUCAUUUCUACUGAUACUGCAGUAUCUUAUGCACAAGGAGAAACAGUUGAAAUUGAUAAUGAUGAGAAGAAGGAGUUGAUGCCACCAGAGACUGUUGGUGAGGAAAUUGCUUCAUUUCUUCUUGAAGAAAUUCAGAAAGGUGGAGUUGUAGAUUCGACACACCAGGGUUUGCUGUUUCUUCUCUGUGCACUAUGUGAACCAGAUGUUUCAAAGGUUCGUGUUGGAAAGUUAUCACCAUAUGGAAUAGAAACACUCAGAAGCAUCAGAGAUUAUCUGGGUGUUACAUUUGACAUUCGGCCAGAUCCAUCAACAGGGACUGUUAUACUUAGAUGUGUGGGGUGUGGAUAUAAGAACCUAGCUAAAAGGAUUUCAUGAUUUCACAUUUCAGAAGAUGUUAAUGAAUUCAUAGAAGACAUCCAAUUGAAAGUUAUUUCCAACCACCCUAGAUACUUAAACUGGUGAGACUUCAAUGCUCCUUAUGCCUUGUUGACAUCAAAUUCUUAGGGGGAUAGAUGAAGAUAAAUUUCAGAAUGAUGGAGCUCCGAAUUGGUGUUCCUAUUCAAAUUUUGAUUUGAGAUAAUUUUCCUAUAGAAUCAUGCUCUAAGAAAGUAACUUUACCAAAUUGUUUUUUGGGCUGUUAAAGUGUAUAACAUGAUAACUAUUCUUAUUUAUGAAUCACUUAUAUUGUGGUUA
This is a messenger RNA of Mangifera indica (mango), 1536 nucleotides long. Its product is annotated as probable RNA 3'-terminal phosphate cyclase-like protein. The record is from RefSeq and is a predicted model, not a curated record. Bases 85 to 1218 code for a protein of 377 amino acids. NCBI's taxonomy places the organism in Eukaryota, Viridiplantae, Streptophyta, Magnoliopsida, Sapindales, Anacardiaceae. Gene Ontology annotation, molecular function: RNA endonuclease activity. Gene Ontology annotation, cellular component: nucleolus. Gene Ontology annotation, biological process: ribosome biogenesis; endonucleolytic cleavage of tricistronic rRNA transcript (SSU-rRNA, 5.8S rRNA, LSU-rRNA). The transcript is spliced from 6 exons.